Molecule: messenger RNA, 639 nt
Organism: Emiliania huxleyi CCMP1516
Lineage: Eukaryota; Haptophyta; Isochrysidales; Noelaerhabdaceae
Exons: 1
Coding region: 18-626 (202 amino acids)
Source: RefSeq, a predicted model, not a curated record
AGACGCGCAGUUGGCAAAUGUCGGCUGCGCGAAGCUACCGGCGCGCCCACCAGCUGGCUCGGCCGGCGGCGCUCUGCGCCUUGAAGUCCGCGCCUCGCCUGCCGGCCAGCUCUCCGGUGCAGAGGUCGGCGUCGGCCGCUCGCGCACUCUGCGUGCAGGCCCCCGGCGGCGGCAGCUCCCGGGAGAAGAACAUGUGGGACGGAGGUGGCGAGGCCACUGGGGUGACGCCGUCUUCGCCCAACUAUGGCGGCCCCUCUGCCGCCGCGGAGCGCUUCGCGGUCGAGUCGACCGCCACAGCCACCGCACUGCAGAACGACAAGCCGCCGCCCUCGCUGAGCAUUGACCUCCCAGAGAACUGGUGGCACGGCUCGGCGGACGCGCCGCCGCCGGAGCACUCCGACAUGGGGACGCGGACAAAAAAGUCUCGCAGCCCUACCAGCCCCCCACAAUGUUGUCAGGGUCUCCAGCUAGCUGCCGCCCCUCCCGCGGGCCAAAAACCCUUGACGCUCAUCCCUCUGCACACCUCCUACACGACGCAGUUCAGCAGGCUGUCAUGCAAUGGGGCUAUGGCGACGAGAGCUCUUCGAGGCGUGGAAGAGACGGCGAGAUACGGCGAAAGGACUUGAGCCGCGGGGAGGU